CGCUAUGUGCCCACUGCGGGCUGGCGCGGCGCCCGAGUGCAGGGCUCGGGGCUGCUGGGCGCCGGGCACCGGGCUUCUGCUGCUCGCCUACCUGGCUUACCUGGUGCUGGGCGCCGGGGUCUUCCAGGCGCUGGAGGGCCGCGCGGCUCAGGACUUCGGCCGCAGCUUCCAGCGCGACAAGUGGGAGCUGUUGGAGAACUUCACGUGUCUGGACCGCCCGGCGCUGGACCUGCUGAUCCGGGACAUCAUCCAGGCAUACAAAGAUGGGGCCCACCUCCUGGACAACACCACCAGCAUGGGGCGCUGGGAGUUCAUGGGCUCCUUCUUCUUUUCUGUGUCCACCAUCACCACCAUCGGCUAUGGCAAUCUGAGCCCCCAGACCGUAGCGGCCCGCCUCUUCUGCAUCUUCUUUGCUCUGGUGGGGAUCCCUCUCAACCUGGUGGUGCUGAACCGACUAGGAGACUUCAUGCUGCAGGGAGUCCACCGCUGUGCCCACAGGCUGGGGGGCGGCCGGCAGGACCCAGCCAAGGCCCGGUGGCUGGCGGGCUCUGGCACGCUCCUCUCGGGCCUCCUGCUCUUCCUGCUGCUGCCCCCGCUGCUCUUCUCCCACAUGGAAGGCUGGAGCUACCUGGAGAGCUUCUACUUUGCCUUCGUCACCCUCAGCACCGUGGGCUUCGGUGACUUCGUGAUCGGGAUGGACCCCUCCCGGAGGUACCCACUGUGGUACAAGAACAUCGUGUCUCUCUGGAUCCUCUUUGGGAUGGCAUGGCUGGCCCUGAUCAUCAAACUUAUCCUCUCCCUGAUGGAGACCCCGGGGAGGGUAUGUUCCCGCUCCCACCACAGCGCCAAGGGGGACGCCAAGGGUCAAAGCUGGAGGCAGGGCCCAGACGGGGAGCCAGAGGCCCUCUCCCCAUAG
Castor canadensis (American beaver) is the source of this 916-nucleotide messenger RNA. RefSeq names its product potassium two pore domain channel subfamily K member 17 (gene Kcnk17). Gene Ontology annotation, molecular function: potassium ion leak channel activity; outward rectifier potassium channel activity. Gene Ontology annotation, cellular component: plasma membrane. The record is from RefSeq and is a predicted model, not a curated record. Gene Ontology annotation, biological process: stabilization of membrane potential; potassium ion transmembrane transport. NCBI's taxonomy places the organism in Eukaryota, Metazoa, Chordata, Mammalia, Rodentia, Castoridae.